AUGGCAUUCUUUACGCUCUCGUACCUCCUUGCUGAGCAGAUCCAUCACUCGAAUCAAGAACAAUCCACUUCCUCACAAGAUAUACAUCAAACAAGGGAAUCAGAUAAGGAGGAAAGUCUCCAGCAAAUACCAGCGGAAGAACCUCAGGUGGCAGCCCUUCUUUCAAUAUGCAUAUUGCUGCGUUUGCUCAUCAAAAACAAGAAGGAACCUCGACAAACGCCAUAUCUUGCGUCAUUCGUCAAACCCACACUGCUUGUGAAAGAGGAAGUUGCUAAACAAAAUAUUCAGUGUGGUGACGAAACUCAGACCGCCCCUCCUCUCCUCUCCCCCUUCGCUGUACUCAAACCACCCCUCAAACGAACAAAAAUCAAAAACAUCCACACCGACCAACACGAAUACCAUUUCUACGGCACCACAUCAUCCCCAGAAAUUAUCACAUCCGAAGCCGCAAACUUCAUAUGCGAUAACUCUCGAGCAUCCAAAUCAUCCAUAAAGCGAAUCCUGAAACAAUUCCUCGCAAUCACGAGUCAAGACUCCCAAGAUACCUGCCACGUUACUCCCGAAGCUAUGUGGUUCAUAGUAAACAUGACGAAAAAAUCCAAGAACUUCCAUACAGCUCGAUGGCACCGCGACGGUCGAAUGAUCGAAUGCACGGAUGGAAAUCACAUCCUUCAUUGCAGAUACGCAAGUACACUAUCUGGACCCACCACUCUCGUUCUUCCGGAAACAGAUAGAGUCACAGGUGUUAUGCGUACAUAUGCCGGGAAUCGAAGGAAGAUAUCAGAUAUUCUUUCCUCGGAAGAACCAUUAAAGAUAUCUUGUAAUCAGAUUAUUCGAUUUUCGUGGGGUAAGGAGGAUAGCCCUGUUCAUUCUGAACCGGAUUUGGUCACCGAUCGAGUUUUUAUCUCUUGUAUUUAUGGGAGUAUUUGUGAGAUUAAGGAUAUUGCUUCUACGCGUAGACAGGUGAUUGGAGAUUCUCAGGCGUUUUUUAGAGGAGGGGGUGAGAAAGGAGUUUAA
Sclerotinia sclerotiorum 1980 UF-70 is the source of this 1017-nucleotide messenger RNA. RefSeq lists its product as hypothetical. The transcript is spliced from 5 exons. The record is from RefSeq and is a predicted model, not a curated record. NCBI's taxonomy places the organism in Eukaryota, Fungi, Ascomycota, Leotiomycetes, Helotiales, Sclerotiniaceae. Bases 1 to 1017 code for a protein of 338 amino acids.